Messenger RNA from Plenodomus lingam JN3, 210 nucleotides. Lineage: Eukaryota; Fungi; Ascomycota; Dothideomycetes; Pleosporales; Leptosphaeriaceae. The record is from RefSeq and is a predicted model, not a curated record.
AUGGGCCCGCCACCACGCUUUCUCGUCGCGGUAUUGAACAAGUUUACCUACUACCAGAAAGCAAAUCGCACUGGGAAUUUUAAAAAGUGCGACUAUCAUGAACACCGAGACGGCAAAGGGCGAUACAGCUGCCCCUUAGCACAACGAGGUGGAACUGGGCGUCUUCCACUGUUGAACCGAGAGGGAGCAAAGACUGAGCUCGGGCACUAG